AUGAUAGGGUCUGCCAGGAAGAUAAACAGAAAGUAUCUUCUGACACCAAAGGUGCUAUAUUUCCUUGUGAAUCUUCAGUACUACACUCUUCAUCAAUUCAGGGGAGUGUUUGCAAAGAAGAAGUUUGGUGCCUCAGAUGGCGACCUUGCAUAUUUCAUAGGGCCAAUGCUUGGAACGGUUUUCUUCACGAACAUAUUGAUUGGAGCAAUGAACGAUAAGUAUGGAAGGUCUCAUCUGUUUAUAAUAAGUGCUCUUCUGCUUACAUUUCUGUUCUUGCAGUUGUUUUUUGUCGAAGCAUAUAUGACGAUGGUUCCCGGAAUGUCUAUAUUUUGGUUUAAUCUUUUUCUGUACAUGGCCUUCAACAAUGGAAUUCCUCCUCUGCUUGACAAGGCUGUUCUUGACUACCUGAACGAAAUUCCUGAGGCAGGAGCAAGGGAGUUUGCAAAGCAAAAGCUAUGGGGAACUGCAGGCUAUGGGGUAUCCUGCAAAGUAAUAGAAAUGUGUAUUAAGUUUGGAGAAGAGUUCAAGUUUGGGAACCUAAGGUAUUAUUCAUUGGUAACAACGAUUUUGUCUGCAUCUGCUGUGUUUCUGUUGCUCAGAUCUCCAGCCAGAGAAGGCACAAGCACUAGAAGCGACAUCCUUGCAAACUGCAAAGAGCUGCUGCGCAACGGAUCGUAUCUUUUCUUCAUAUUCAUUAUCCUGCUGAAUGGAAUAACAAGGCAAGCACUGUCAAUCUACCACGUUGUGUAUCUUACAGAGAUUUUACAGAUCAAGGGAUAUGAGCUGCCGGCAAGCUGGCCGUCUUGGCUUCAAUACUUGGUUGGGUUUUUUAACGAGUCGCCUGUUGCAACAGCAACGUUCUGCGGAAUGGCUUUUGAGGUUGUGAUGCUCUACCACUUCCCCAAGAUAAGCCAGAAGAUUGGUCUUGUAUGGCCAUUUUUCAUCGCACAGCUUUUCCAGAUACUCAGGGUGAUCUGCUACUUCAUGCUAGACUACAACAAUCCUCAUGUGUUUAUGUAUUGCUGCUUGAUUGAGCUAACAAGAGGAGUGUACUUUGGAUUACUGACGCCGUCUGCAGUUCAGUUGGCAAUGAAUCUGUGCCCUCCGCAUCUGAAGGCCACGUCGCAGAUGAUCUACCACGGAACAUUUACUGCGCUUGGAUCUCUUGCAGCAUCAGCAGUGUUUGGAAGCCUGUUUUCUGAGGCAAAGAUGAAAGGCGCAGAUAUUUCACUGGAAGAGAAAGCUUCGAACUACAAGGUGUUUUUCUUGGUCAACAUUGCAUUUGCAUGCGCAACAGUGGCGCUAUUUUCGUAUAAAUACUUCUUCCUCGAUAGGAUUUCAAGAAGGAAUGCAGAGGUCGAAAAGAAGGAGCUGAAUGGGAGGCAAUCAAUAGCAGAGUCUCAGCAGAAAAAUACAAUUGUAAGUAAAUAG
Molecule: messenger RNA, 1431 nt
Organism: Ordospora pajunii
Lineage: Eukaryota; Fungi; Microsporidia; Ordosporidae
Product: MFS1-like protein
Exons: 1
Coding region: 1-1431 (476 amino acids)
Cellular component (GO): membrane
Source: RefSeq, a predicted model, not a curated record